Podarcis raffonei (Aeolian wall lizard) is the source of this 1702-nucleotide messenger RNA. Its product is annotated as 2-acylglycerol O-acyltransferase 3-like. Lineage: Eukaryota; Metazoa; Chordata; Lepidosauria; Squamata; Lacertidae. Gene Ontology annotation, molecular function: diacylglycerol O-acyltransferase activity. The record is from RefSeq and is a predicted model, not a curated record. Gene Ontology annotation, biological process: triglyceride biosynthetic process. The coding region runs from base 204 to 1184 and encodes 326 amino acids. Gene Ontology annotation, cellular component: endoplasmic reticulum membrane. The transcript is spliced from 8 exons.
UCUGACACGGCUUGUCUCCUUUCGGAGGAGGAGAGCUCAGCCAGGUCCCCUUUGCCUCACCUGGGUGACAGCAGCAUCCUUAUCGCAGGCCCACCUGGGUACCAAAGUGCAGGUGGCAGAGAGAGAGACUUGUGCAUUGCAGCCGCGGGCAAGACAACAUCUUCUCCUGGACAAGAUCUCUUCCUGCCACCCAGGGUCAGAAGAUGCCUCUGAAGAAACACCUGGAGGCUCUUAGCGUCUUCCAGUGGGUCCUCACCUUCCUCUUCUUUGGUGCCUUCUUCUCCGUUCUCCUGGUCUACCUGCUCUUCACCUCCUACUGGCCUAUCAGCGUCCUGUAUUUCGCCUGGUGGAUCUUUGACUGGCAUACACCACAGAGAGGUGGGCGCCGCAGCGACUGGGUAAGGCACUCCAGAGUCUGUGAGUUCCACCGGGAUUAUUUCCCCAUCAAGCUGGUGAAGACGGCCGAGCUGCCCCCGACGCGGAACUACGUCCUGGGCUCUCACCCCCAUGGGAUCAUCUGCGCGGGGGCCUAUUCCGCCUUCUGCACCGAGGCCACGGGCUUUUCCCGCACCUUCCCUGGCCUCCGCCCCAGCCUGUCCGCCCUCGCAGGGCUCUUCCGCAUACCCGUCUACCGGGAGUACAUGAUGAGCUCAGGGAUGGUCCCGGUCAACAAAAGGUCCCUGGACUUCCUCCUGAGUGGCCCCCCCGGGCACGCGGUGGUCAUUGUGGUGGGGGGUGCGUCCGAGUCGCUGGACAGCGCCCCCGGAGAGCAUCGUGUCUGCCUUCAAGGGAAGAAGGGCUUCGUGCGCCUAGCGCUGCAACACGGGGCUGACCUGGUGCCCGUUUACACCUUUGGGGAGAAUGACAUUUACCGACUGAUCCGGUUCCCCGAGGGCAGCUUCGUUCGCCGCCUCCAGCUCGGUUUCAAGCAGCUGACCGGCUUCGCCCCUUGUCUCUUCAGCGGGAGGGGCCUCUUCUCCAGCACCUCUUGGGGGCUCCUGCCCAUGGCUGCCCCCCUCACGGUGGUGGUGGGGAAGCCUAUCCCAGUCCCGCUCCGCCCGUGCCCCACCGAGGACGAGGUGAACAGCUUCCACGCUCUCUACGUCAAGGCCCUGAAGGAGCUCUUUGAUGCCCAUAAAGAAUCCUGCGGCCUCCCGGCCUCCCAGCAGCUCCUCGUCACCUAGAGGGACCCGGACUUGACCCGAAGCAGCAUCAGGGGACGCAAGGUUGUGAUGGGGGGAGACACGCGGGAGACUUUGUUCCCCCCACCCCCGUCUGUACACAUCAUUUCCAAUAAAAGGCGUCGUGCCUGAUGUCUGAUCUUGGGUCCUUGGUGCACGAACUCCCUUUUUGUGCCCGCCUGCGGAGCCCAAGGCUGGUUGUCUCAUUCACAUGUGCAUUAUUAACCCGAGGUUUGCAGAGCCCGGCAGCGAAAAAAGCAGGCCAUGGCCCUGGAUCUGUGGUGCAGGUUUGAGGGGGCUGCCCACAUGCCCCUCAGGUGAGUGGUCAGGAACUUGUUUGCCUGCAAGAGAAAAGAUCAUUCAGACAUGCAGGCCCAGCUCUUACUCGGAAAAUGGGGGCCCUGCUCUUAUGGUCCAGGAAAAAGAGGGAGGGGAAGCAGGGCUUGGGGAUUUGUUUGCCCGAGUGGCUAGAGGACCCUUCUCUGACUGCAGGAGCAACGCAGGACAUGCCUGGGUCGGGU